AUGGCCGAGCUAAAGUGGGGUAUUAUGGCAACGGGAGGCAUCGCCCAAACGUUCACUAAGGACCUCCUCACCAACCCAGCCAGCAGAGAUGUCCACGAUGUCAAGCACAAGCUCGUUGCCGUGGCCUCGUCCAGCUCCAAGGACAGUGCUACGAGGUUCCUGUCCGAGGUUAACGCACCAGACAGUGUCAAGACGUACGGCUCUUACGCCGAGCUGGUAGCCGACCCAGACGUCGAGAUCGUCUACGUCGCGACCCCCCACAGCCAUCAUUUCCAAAACACCAUGCUGGCCCUGGAAGCUGGGAAGCACGUUCUCUGCGAGAAGGCAUUCACCGUAACCGCAGCCCAGGCACGUAAGCUCGUUGAUGUGGCUCAGGCGAAGAAGCUAUUCUUGAUGGAAGCCGUGUGGACUCGGUACUUCCCCCUGAGCAUAAAGAUCCGUGAGCUAGUGCAGUCUGGCCUCGUCGGUCCCGUGUACCGGGUUGUCGCCGACAACUCGUUCGGCCAAGACGGACCCAACGGCUCGCUCACCUUCCCCGAUGAGCACAGGAUGGUGAACCGGGAACUAGCUGGCGGUGCUCUUCUUGACCUGGGUAUUUACUCCCUGACGUGGGUCUUCCAAAUCCUAUACCACUGUCAGCCGGAGGCUGUGAAGGAGAAGCCCAACACGGUGGCGGCGAUGAACAAGUACACCACUGGUGCGGAUGAAAUGACGAAUAUCAUUGUGCAGUUCCCGAAGCACAAGAGCAUGGGAAUCGCCAUGACGGGUAUGCGGCUCCCCACUGAUGUCGAUGGUCAAAACACGGCAGGACCAGCUAUCAAAAUCCAAGGACCACUUGGCGAGAUCCAGGUGAUGGGACCGGCUUUCAAGCCGCUAUCAUACAGGGUGAUUCUGAAGGAGAAGCCUGGCAAAAUGGAGGUCGUCGAUUGCCCCAUUCCCAAGGACCAAGACCGAGAUUGGGGCCAUGGUAUGUUCUGGGAAGCUGACGAGUGCUUUAAAUGUAUCCGCAAUGGCAAGCUUGAGAGUGCCACGCUUCCUUGGUCGGAGAGUGUGACAAUAAUGGAGGUGAUGGAUGAAGCGCUGAAGCAAGGAGGAAUCGAGUACCCCGAACUCAUCACAACCGACGUCUACGAUCCGAAUAGCCCGCUCAACACAGGGCGCCGGUAA
Pseudomassariella vexata is the source of this 1167-nucleotide messenger RNA. RefSeq lists its product as uncharacterized. Lineage: Eukaryota; Fungi; Ascomycota; Sordariomycetes; Amphisphaeriales; Pseudomassariaceae. Gene Ontology annotation, molecular function: nucleotide binding. The transcript has 3 exons. Bases 1 to 1167 code for a protein of 388 amino acids. The record is from RefSeq and is a predicted model, not a curated record.